This is a messenger RNA of Panicum virgatum (switchgrass), 714 nucleotides long. RefSeq names its product protein NOI4-like. The transcript has 3 exons. NCBI's taxonomy places the organism in Eukaryota, Viridiplantae, Streptophyta, Magnoliopsida, Poales, Poaceae. The record is from RefSeq and is a predicted model, not a curated record. Bases 97 to 372 code for a protein of 91 amino acids.
AUCACAGCUUCCCCUGCUGGUCACGUCGUUUCUCCGCCGCCCCCCCUCUACCGUCCCCGGCGGCCGGCCGGGCGUCGCGUCCGUUCGCCCUCGGCCAUGGCGGCGCCGGACAAGCCGGGGCGGCCGCUGCCCAAGUUCGGGGAGUGGGACGUGAAGAACCCGGCGACGGCCGAGGGCUUCACCGUCAUAUUCCAGAAAGCCCGCGACGACAAGAAGACGUCCGGCCCCGGGCACAUGCAGGCGGGCAUACCGCCGGCCUUCAGGGCCGACCACGGCGGCGCCGGCGACGGCGGGCACAGGUCCGGCGGCAGCCACCAGGACAACACGCCGCCCAAGCGCGUCAAGAGGAAGUGGGCCUUCUGUGGCUGCUGAUUCAAUGCUCUCUGCUGCUGCUGCCGCCGCCGCCGUUGAUCAAAAACAAAAAGGGGGAGACCGUGAAUCGUGCCGCACCGGAAGCGAAUACAUGAUGGGGGGCGCCGGGGCAGACGAGAAAACAUUUGGGCCGUGGUGUUUCGUCUUGUUCCAACCUUUUGCUCAUCUCGACCUAGGAACAAAAUGGCUUGUGAUGUAACAUCAUUCAACUUUAUUAGCCUCGGCUGCAAGAGUUCACGCUGAAUCUGUCGCGUCAAUUGUUUCUUGGCUGCCCGUAUUUGCGGAAAACUCAGAUCACCUGGCCUGCAAGCAAAAACACAACAGCAUGGCUUGCCAACCUGA